UCCGGGACCCCGCAGGCGCUGCCGCCCGGGGACGCCGAGCUGGAGACCCAGUCCUGCGCGCGCGCUUGCAGCGCGGACGCGGACGAGCACGAGGCCUUCUGCACCAGCGAGUUUGCCGUGAAUGGAAUCGUGCACGACGUGGACGUGCUGGGCGCGGGCCUGCGGCUGGUGACUCUACUGGUGGACCCCGAUGGGCUGUACAAGUUGAGCCGCCUCUACAUCACUCCCGACGGCUUUUUCUUCCGCGUGCACAUACUAGCCCUGGACUCUUCCAAUUGCCAUAAGCCGUGUCCAGAAUUUAAGCCUGGAAGCCGGUAUAUUGUGAUGGGCCACAUCUACCAUAAGAGACGGCAGCUCCCUGGUGCUCUGCUCCAGGUCCUGAGAGGGCGCCUGCGUCCAGGAGACGGACUGCUCAGGGGUAGCAGCAGCUAUGUCAAAAGAUUUAACCGAAAACGGGAGUGGCAAGUUCGAGAUGCCAGCCACGCUCGGUGCAUUUGAACAGAUCAACUCUCGACACCUGUGCCAUCCCAAGAGCCUUGAACUCGGCAGUAAGACGGAAGGUCGGUCUGCACAUAGUGGGGGUUCUGCUACUUGAAACUGGGCCCACAGCUAAGCUACCUUAAGAACUACGUGUGCAGCUUAACUCUGAAGCUGUCACUUUAUUGACAAAAUGCUGACAAGCUAUGCUCCCCAGCACAGUGGUAAAGUUACAGCAGUGACAGACAGACAGUGACACACACAGCUCAGACCUGACUUGACCUGCCAGGUCAACAGAUCACACCACUUCGUGUUGUUUUUAAGUUAUUUUAAUUUAAUACAUUUUCCCCAAUAGAAAUAGUUCACAAACAUUUCUUUAAUUUAAAUAUACAGCUUUGAAUAGUAUCUAUCAUGUGUCAAGCCAGAUUUCGUAUUUAAAGCAUUGAGUUUUGAAUUCCACAUGAGAGUAAACAUCCCCAUCAGAAUUCAUUUACAUAUGAAGUGUCAGAGGCGACACCAAGGUCAGAGCCCAGGCCAAGUAUGAAAAUUUUACAUCUCAAGGGUCAAUUCAGGCAAAACAUCAUUCAAAGUGUGUUCUUGAAGUACCCCAGUGUACUGUCAUGCCUCCUUGCUCCCAAUAGCCUGUUUUGUGUCAAACUGGCUUCUAUUCCAGCAUGUUUUCUGGUGUAUCUGAUGUCAUUUUUCUGUUAAGACCCAGUAUCACCAUUGUGUUUGUCAAGCAGUAAAUCUCGCCUUGAAAU
Microtus ochrogaster (prairie vole) is the source of this 1238-nucleotide messenger RNA. RefSeq names its product chromosome 8 C17orf58 homolog (gene C8H17orf58). The record is from RefSeq and is a predicted model, not a curated record. Gene Ontology annotation, molecular function: protein binding. NCBI's taxonomy places the organism in Eukaryota, Metazoa, Chordata, Mammalia, Rodentia, Cricetidae.